AUGAUUUCUGUUUCAAAAGGAUGUGCUCCUUCAAUUCCGUCUAGAGAUCCCGUUAUCACUACAACUAUACGGCCAAACUCAACAACUACCACUACAACGAGUCCUGCUCCAAAUAUUACUACUACCACUACCACGACUACUAUUGCACCGCCGACAAACACAACAACCACAAUAUUGACAACAACCACAACAGUAACAACGACAACAACGUCACCUCCACUUAUACCGGACGGUUGCUGUGGUUACCCCAUACCCGACGUUGGAGUAAAUAGUGCUAGACCAGUAAGGUCUGAUUGGAAUGGAUGUAAUCAAACUAUCUCAAUACAAUGCCAAGCCAGUGCCGAUGGAACAUAUAGAGAAGUGAGAGUUGUUGGUAACUAUUCAAGUGGUGGCGCUACAUUGGCCUCAGGUUUACCUAUAACAGGAGCUGUUAUCAUGUGCAAUCCAGAUCUUAAAGCGUGGUACGGACAAAAUCCUGCUUUGGCGUGGACAAUAUUCAACUGUGUAUACGUAUUUCGCAAUGGCUCAACUCUUGUAGGUGGAUGA
This is a messenger RNA of Caenorhabditis elegans, 546 nucleotides long. It is a transcript of the gene F31B9.4, whose product is annotated as C6 domain-containing protein. The coding region runs from base 1 to 546 and encodes 181 amino acids. The record is from RefSeq and is marked reviewed. NCBI's taxonomy places the organism in Eukaryota, Metazoa, Nematoda, Chromadorea, Rhabditida, Rhabditidae. The transcript is spliced from 3 exons.